AUGGAUUUAAGCGGCGACGGUGGCGUGGUGAAGAAAAUUCUCCGCGCCGCUAAACCCGACGCGCUGCAGCCGUCCGAUGCGUACCCAAUCGCAGAUGUGCACUACGAGGGGAGACUAACCACGGGCGAGGUGUUUGACAGCUCAAGAGAGGACAACGCUGUGUUUACGUUUGAAGUGGGCAAGGGGAAGGUCAUUCGCGCCUGGGACAUCGGCAUCAAGAGCAUGAAGGUGGGUGAGCUGGCAGAGCUGACGUGUCAAUCAGACUAUGCAUAUGGAGAUGCUGGUUCUCCUCCCGAAAUUCCUCCAGGCGCCACAUUGGUGUUCGAAGUGGAGCUCAUGGCAGUCCACCCCCCCAGAGGCUCCGUCUCCACUGCUGCUGCUGAGAAGGGCCGACUGGA
Molecule: messenger RNA, 398 nt
Organism: Closterium sp. Yama58-4
Lineage: Eukaryota; Viridiplantae; Streptophyta; Zygnematophyceae; Desmidiales; Closteriaceae
Source: the annotation of a GenBank genome assembly